Molecule: messenger RNA, 1754 nt
Organism: Haplochromis burtoni (Burton's mouthbrooder)
Lineage: Eukaryota; Metazoa; Chordata; Actinopteri; Cichliformes; Cichlidae
Product: major histocompatibility complex class I-related gene protein
Exons: 5
Coding region: 313-1248 (311 amino acids)
Biological process (GO): immune response
Cellular component (GO): external side of plasma membrane
Source: RefSeq, a predicted model, not a curated record
UGUCCUCUGCAGUGGACAUGUGAUAUCUAAAAAAUGUAAACUUAUUUUUCCCAAAAAAUUAUUUCAGUCUUCUAAUUACCUUACAAACAUUGGGGGAUUUAAAUUUUUUUUUGAUUGGACAACAUUUUUUUUCCUGGUAGUCAGGAUUAUAUCAGACUAUUACAGGUAUAGGCAUGUGGGAAAGUGGGCAAGUGCAGGCAGAUUAUUAGGAGCAGAAAUCAAAAGUAGACGCUGCAAUAGCUGCUUAAGUUAAACUAACCUCAAAGGUCUUUACAUGUUAGAGGGAACAAGAGCAAUAACAAUGAUAACAUUAUGGAUAAAGAAAACAUGAAGCUGUUUUUGUUGAUUCUUCUGUGCUAUGGCUCAUUCGCAGUGAAACACUCGCUGAACUAUUUUAUCAUUGGAUCCUCCGGAGUUCUGAACAUCCCAGAAUUCGCUGGUGUGCUGAUGGUUGAUGGCGUUCAGUUGGGUUACUGUGACAUGAGCAAGAAGAUAUUGGAACCAAGACAGAAGUGGGCGAGGAAAAUUUUAGAAAAACACCCUGAGCAACUGGACUGGUACAAGCACAAGUGUUUUGAGGAUCAGCCAAACUUCUUCAGAGAGCUGAUUUCUAGUUUGAAACAGCAGUUCAAUCAAAGUGAAGGUGUCCACAUUUUACAGAGGAUAGAUGGCUGUGAAUGGGAUGAAACCACUGGGGAGGUUAUUGGUAUGACACAGUAUCAUUAUAACGGAGAAGACUUCCUUAAAUUUGAUCUGGAGAAAGGGACAUGGAUCGCACUGAAACCAGAGGCUGAUGUUACCAAACUGAAAUGGGAUACUGACCAACCUGGAAUAAAACACAGAGAAAAUGACCUCACCAAGAUUUGUCCAGAGUAUCUGAAGCUGUAUGUGGAGUAUGAGAAAAGCUUCCCACAGACAAAAGUUCUUCCGUCAGUGUCUCUCCUCCAGAAGACUCCCUCCUCUCCAAUCAGCUGCCAUGCUACAGGUUUCUAUCCUGACAGAGCCGUGAUGUUCUGGAGGAAAGAUGGAGAUGAAGGUGAAAAGAUAGGAGAGAUCCUCCCCAACAAUGAUGAGACCUUCCAGAUGAGUGCUGACCUGAGCAUAUUAUCAGUCACACCUGAAGACUGGGGAAGGCAUGACUGUGUCUUUCAGCUCUCUGGUGGUGAGGACAUCAUCACAAAUCUGAAUGAAAGCAUUAUCAGGACCAACUGGAAAGCUCCUGUCAGUGUCACUGAACUCUCUGUGUGACUGAAUCAACAUCACGUAGACAAACACAGCACCCUACAACCGAGGAUACACCCCUCCAGUUAGACAAGUUUAGGGAACCGAAGAUUCAUGGUUAUUUUAUUAGUGAUUUUUCUAAAUAACAGUUUUUAAAUUUCUUUCACUAUUUAGACCAUAAAACUCUGAUAGCCAUUUUGGAACUUUUAUAUUUACUAGUUCAACAAAAUGUGUUUAAUCCAUUAAACCCUCGGUUAUUUUUUUUAGCCUUGCAACCGGAGGGCUGUUACUGAAUGCAUUUACAGGUGUUUUUCAGACAGAAAUACAGAGCUACUGUAACGUCUUUAAAGGGUAAAUAAUACAAUUGUUCUGCAUCUACUGUGCAGGUAGUGAAUAGUGUGUAUGGUCACAUCAAUAGACACGCAGUACAGUGUAUUUUCACUUCCCUUCAGCAGCAUGCGAUUCAUAGACUAACUAGUUGAACCUUAUAGGUGGAUGGAUGCACUUCUGUUCUAACCUGCUGUUUUGUUUGU